UCCCUCCCCCGCCCUAUGCCUGCUCCCACGCUUCCGCCGUCCCGUGCCGCCGUUGUCCUGCAGGAAGUGACGGGGUGCGUUAGGCGGAAGUGACGCGCAUCGCGUGCAGGCCCGGACCGGUGGGGGGGUUUGGACAAGAUGGCUGGAUCCACAGUUAAAGUACCUCGUAAUUUUCGCUUAUUGGAAGAACUUGAAGAAGGUCAGAAAGGAGUAGGUGAUGGUACAGUAAGCUGGGGCCUUGAAGAUGAUGAAGACAUGACACUCACCAGAUGGACAGGCAUGAUUAUUGGGCCACCGAGGACAAACUAUGAAAACAGAAUAUACAGUCUGAAAGUAGAGUGUGGACCUAAAUAUCCAGAAGCACCUCCAACAGUUAGAUUUGUAACUAAAAUUAAUAUGAAUGGAAUAAAUAAUUCCAAUGGAAUGGUGGAUGCACGGAGCAUACCAGUGUUAGCAAAAUGGCAAAAUUCUUAUAGCAUUAAAGUUGUACUUCAAGAGCUAAGACGUCUAAUGAUGUCCAAAGAAAAUAUGAAGCUUCCACAACCUCCAGAAGGACAAACUUACAACAAUUAAUUUUAGCUGAUUCUCAAACUUCUGUCUUAAAACAGCAACCUUCUACUCAUGUUAAUGUCUUGAUUAAAUCUCACAAUGCAAACACCCACACAUUAAAAGAAUUUCAGCUGGUAUACAUGACCUGGACAUUUGUAAGAAUAUAUAUAAAUAUAUGUAUGCCCAAUAUGUUUUCAGGCACUAUGGGAGAAAAAGGCAGCACAAUUAUUUUUUUCUCUUAUCAAGGCACUGUCAUUUAAGCAUAAGCCUGAAAUAGCCUAAAAUUGGAGUUCAGGUUUUACAAGAUGAAAGCAUGACGGAAAGUGUCAGAUUGCUGUGGAAUAAUAUAUGUUUCUGAAAAUAAUCUCUUGAGAAGGCAAAAUAUAAAUGGCAUGCUUUAUCCAUCUUGCUUAGUAAAAGAGCUGCAAUUAAAUUUGUUUUAAAGUAGCAGGUACAGUGAAUACCGUUGCUCAUCUUGUUUAAUUUUGCAAAGGUGUGGGUGCCGACUACUAGUAGUGUCACAAAGUAUGUUCAGGAUUGUUUUGAUACCUGUAUUUAUAAAAUGGGGGGAUUAAUUUCUGUUAAGCAGCUCCUGUGUGUUACAUGUAUCGGACAUGGCAAAUAUUUGUUUACAGUCUUUGUUCUAAUAAACCAUGCAUUUAAGUUUUAGUGAAACAAAGGAAAUGUAUGGAUAUGUGAUUGAGAUUAAAGUUAGUCUUAAAAUGUAAAUAAAAUGUGGAAAGUGUC
Molecule: messenger RNA, 1296 nt
Organism: Dromaius novaehollandiae (emu)
Lineage: Eukaryota; Metazoa; Chordata; Aves; Casuariiformes; Dromaiidae
Gene: UBE2V2
Product: ubiquitin conjugating enzyme E2 V2
Exons: 4
Coding region: 139-573 (144 amino acids)
Biological process (GO): protein K63-linked ubiquitination; DNA damage tolerance
Cellular component (GO): nucleus
Source: RefSeq, a predicted model, not a curated record